Molecule: messenger RNA, 1957 nt
Organism: Cydia splendana
Lineage: Eukaryota; Metazoa; Arthropoda; Insecta; Lepidoptera; Tortricidae
Exons: 10
Cellular component (GO): membrane
Molecular function (GO): transmembrane transporter activity
Source: RefSeq, a predicted model, not a curated record
ACUUCUUUGUUCCCAGCGUUGGGCCCACUCCUGCCCCAAAUGAAUGUGUUCGGGCGUCAACUUGGCAUAUCCCCUGGCGCCAUGGGGCUCGUGACGUCAGUGCUGCCCCUGCUGUGGGCCGCCGCCAAGCCGCUCUUCGGCUACGUCGUCGACUUCUGGCCGACUCAUAGAAAACUAGUCUUCAUGCUUCUAAUCGCGACGAUGACGGGCUCCUACUGUUGUCUCUGGUUCCUCCCUAUGCCGGAACCGCCGCCACAGAUAACAGAAAACGUUUACACGCUCAACGACACUGUCUACUUAAAAAAAGUUGACUAUACUACCAAAUACGAACUCUUAUUGCAAAAAUUCAGCUGUCAGUGGACGUGUUCUAAUGAGACUUUUGACGUUUAUCUGUCAAACUCGACUUACGUUAAUACAGUGUUUGUGGAUAUUCAUGUGGGGAAUCGAUCUUGCUCGCUCUUUAAUAUGGAGUUUAAUGAUGAGAGAGAGGGAGACGUCAUAUGUGUGCCAAAGACGGAUUGUAAUCUUAUAUGCUUGGAUAAAGAUUUGAAUGGCACAGAGCUUAAUGUUACGAAUGGGACGAAUUUGGAAAAUUCUGUGUCUAUGGAUGCCACAGAUAAUUUAUAUAUGACAUCUGUUUUCUGGGCGUUCGUGGUAUUAAUGUGUGUUGGUACUGUGGCGUUCAAUGUUGCCAACUGCAUUGGGGAUGCCGUUUGCUUCGAUGUGCUAGGCACAGAUCGCGCCUCAAAAUACGGCGCCCAACGCGCCUGGGGUACCGCCGGUUACGGCCUCACAGCGCUCUUGGGCGGGGCCCUGAUAGACCUCACCUCCGGAGCUUAUAAGGACUUCACACCGGCCUUCGUUAUAGCCCUAGCGGCUACCGCUGUGGAUUUAUACAGUUGCAGAGCGCUAAAUCUACCCUCACUAUCCAGUCCGGACGACUCCGGCAAAGCGUUACGCGAUGUCCUGCGCAUCCCGCGUGUUCUCGUCUUCAUACUGUUCGCUGUCGUGGCCGGGACUUUCGACAGUUUCAUCAUUUACUACAUGUUCUGGUUCCUAGAAGAGCUGGCGGAGGAGACCGGCUCGAUGGCGAAGAUUAAGCUCAUAGAGGGCGUCGUGGUCGCCGGGCAGAGCUUCAUAGGAGAGCUGUUGUUCUUCUACUUCUCUGGUAAAAUAAUAAAACGGUGGGGCUACGGCGCCACACUAACGCUGUCUCUGUUCUGCUACGCGCUGCGUCUCGCUCUGAUCUCAUUCAUUCAGCACCCGUGGCAUCUCGUUUUUAUCGAGUCAAUAAUGCAGGGCCCUACAUACGCGCUAUGCUACUCGUGUAUAGUGGGGUAUGCGGCCUGCGUAGCCCCCGAAGGUUACUCGGCCACGGUCCAAGGCGUUGUGGCUGGCAUGGACGAUGGAGUCGGUUUCGCGCUGGGCUCGCUGGUGGGCGGGCAGCUGUACGCGCGGGCGGGCGGGCGCGGCGCCUUCCGCGUGCUGGCGGCCGGCGCCGCCCUCGCCGCCGCCGCGCAUCUCUGCAUGCACCGCCUCGUCACCAGACACCAAGAACAAAAAGCGGAACAAUCCACUCCAGAAGGCGAGAAGAUGUUAGAAGUUGACAGCAGCGCCAUCUAUCGAGCGACGGUCGUACCGCUCGAGAAAAACGAAAAUAGAUAACGAGAUUACGAGUUUACGCUACUCGACGUCAGAUGGCACUACUUGUACACAGAUAUACAUCUAAAUAGACGCCGCGUGUGCAACGACUCCUUUAAAAAAUCAAGAGAUUAAUGUCAAACGGUCGUAUUUUAGACACAGUCAUUGACGUGGUAAUUAUAAAACGUCCGUUUGUGUCAAAAAGUGACGUUCGCACGCUUUGUUAUGUCGCUGACAACCGUAUCUAUCAUACGUAGAGCUAGACCAAGAAAAGUCUGGAGCGAUUUUGACAGCCCUCGCAGUGCCAGUGUUAUUU